Macrosiphum euphorbiae (potato aphid) is the source of this 366-nucleotide messenger RNA. The record is from the annotation of a GenBank genome assembly. Lineage: Eukaryota; Metazoa; Arthropoda; Insecta; Hemiptera; Aphididae.
AUGGCUUCAGAAAAAAAUGUAACAAUAUCUUCAUUAUGGCCCAUAUAUCAGCAGUUAAAAUUACAAUUUUAUAAGCAGGCAAAUGAAAGUCAUUCACAAAGUGUAUCUAUUAAUGAAGAAGCUGAAAAUAAUUCAACUCCCUUGUUUCCUGACUCGCAAGAAAGUAUACUCGAUAAUCAACCUACGCUAGAAGAAACUUCAGACUUCUUUUCUCAGAUAAAUGAUAAUUCUACAGAAGAUUGUGAAGAGGAAAUUUUAAGUCAAACAUUAAUUCAAGAAUUAGAAAAUGUUGAACAAUUGGUAUCUGAUGCUAUAUUUGGAAAACUUUCUAAACGUUUCAAUGAAAAUAUUAGAACCAAACAAUAA